Molecule: messenger RNA, 1700 nt
Organism: Drosophila subpulchrella
Lineage: Eukaryota; Metazoa; Arthropoda; Insecta; Diptera; Drosophilidae
Gene: TMS1
Product: serine incorporator 1
Exons: 7
Coding region: 101-1498 (465 amino acids)
Cellular component (GO): membrane
Source: RefSeq, a predicted model, not a curated record
AAAUUGAUAUUAUAGAGGAAUACACAUCUCUAACAUUUUCUCAAACAAAAAGAUUUUUAACUUCAUUUAAUAAAAACGCAAUAACUUCUCGGCGACGACAAUGGGAGCUGUUUUAGGCCUAUGUUCGGCCGCUCAGUGCGCCAUGUGCUGCGGAGGCACUGCAGCCAGCAUGUGUUGCUCCGCCUGCCCCAGCUGCACCAACGCCUCCUCCUCGCGCUUCAUGUACGCCUUCAUCCUGCUGGUAGGCACUGUUCUGGGGGCGAUUGCCCUAUCUCCGGGUCUGCAGGACACCCUGAAGAAGAUGCCCUUCUGCAUCAACUCCACUUCCUCGUACAGCUCCGGGGCUCUGAGCGCCGUUUCCGGAGGCUCUCUGCAAGUCGACUGCGAGUACGCUCUGGGCUAUAUGGCUGUCUACAGGAUUUGCUUUGGCAUGGCCUGCUUCUUCGCCCUAAUGUCCCUCAUUAUGCUGGGUGUGAAAAGCUCUAGAGAUCCGCGAUCCCACAUCCAGAACAACUUUUGGCCACUGAAAUUCCUAAUGUGUUUUGGCGCUGCGAUUGGAGCCAUCUUCAUUCCCGAUGGAUCUUUUGGCCCGGCAAUGAUGUGGGUGGGUCUAAUAGGUGGCCUGGCCUUCAUACUCGUGCAGCUGGUCAUCAUUGUGGAUUUCGCUCACUCGCUGGCGGAGAACUGGAUAGAGAGCGCUGAAAACAGUCGUGGGUACUAUUACGCCCUGGCUGGGGUUACUCUUUUGGGCUAUAUCUUAUCGCUGACUGGGAUUACCUUGCUUUAUAUCUACUUUACCACUAGCACUGGCUGCGGCAUCAACAAGUUCUUUAUCUCCAUCAAUCUCAUUUUCUGUUUGGUGAUCAGCGUCAUUUCGGUUCUGCCGGCUGUGCAGGAGCGUUUGCCCCAUUCGGGUUUGUUGCAGAGCUCUUUGGUUACCUUAUACACGGUUUAUCUGACCUGGUCCGCAGUGGCCAACAAUCCGGAAAAAGAAUGCAAUCCUGGAAUGUUUGGCAUGAUGGAGGGAUUCGGCAAUGCGACCACCACUGUGGCUCCACCCACCCACACCACCAGGGUUACUUUUGACACCACCAACAUCAUCGGUCUUGUGGUUUGGCUUCUGUGCAUCCUGUACAAUUGCAUUAGUUCGGCGGUGGAGGUCUCGAAGAUCACCCAAGAUAAUAGCGAGAAGCGUGUUUUAACAGAAGCUCUAUCAGACACAGAGGCCGGCACGGAUGCCAAUGGAAAGCCGAGCACGGACACCGAGACCGAGGGCGUCACCUAUUCCUGGUCCAUGUUCCACGUGGUCUUCGUCUGCGCCUCGCUGUACGUUAUGAUGACCCUGACCAACUGGUACAAACCUCAUUCCGAAAUCGAGCUCUUCAACGGCAACGAAGCUUCCAUGUGGGUCAAGAUCGUCUCCAGCUGGCUGGGUGUCUUCAUCUAUGGCUGGAGCCUUGCUGCGCCCAUUAUACUUACCAAUCGCGACUUUAGUUAAGCGGUUUAAUUAAUUAGUGUAUUAUUGUCUAGGAAUGGUGCUUAACCGAGCAAAACGAGAAUGCCAAAAUGGAACGACGAGAAAUUAGUUUCUGAAACGGAGGAAGAUUAAUCAUACAUAAUUUUGACUCUUAUUGUGGUGUCUACUCAUUGAUCUUAUUCUCAAAUUGCAACAGUUAUCAAUAUAUAAAUAUAAAAAAUAA